AUGAAAAUACCCGACCUCCACCCCGAAGUUCACCUUCAUGCCAUCAAAAGCGGCCUUCGCCCAGGUAAAUUCCAAGAGACCAUCGCCGUCACUAAGCUCAAAACUUUGGCUGAGUUUCGUGAGAAAGCCAAGGGACAGAUAGACAUUGAGGAGCUCCACCAGGCACGAAAAGCAGACAAAUCGGCCACCAAAGACGAUGAAAAACCUUGUGAUAAUAAGAAGAGCUUCAAACCAGUUCCUCGCUAUGAAUCAUAUACCCAGUUCAACGCUAAGAGGGACGACAUUUUUAAUGAGAUACUGAACUCAAAGCUGAUUAAACCUCCCCGAAAGGCAGGCAGUUACCCUGAACCAAAAAACAUUGACAAAUUCAAAUACUGCACCUUUCAUCAGAAACACGGCCAUACAACCGACGAAUGUGUAGUUGCUAAGGAUCUACUAGAGUGCUUGGCCCGGCAAGGACAUCUCGACAAAUUUAUUGCAAGACAUAUGCAGAAGAGAACAAUAUCCAGCUCUGAACAACCCACAAUAGGUCCAUCGUCAAGGGAGAAAGAUAAAGCUCCAGCUCAACCUAGGGGUGUGAUCAAUUGCAUUUCAGGAGGUUACGCUGGAGGUGGACAUACAAGCUCGGCCAGAAAGCAAACCUACAGGGCUAUGUUGGCAGUGGGAAGCACUACUAAUAAUCCUCAACCAAUUCAGGAUGUCCCCAACAUGACCUUCCGCCCUGCCGACAUUAAUUGCAGCCACACAAACUAUGAUGACCCUGUGGUUAUCUCCAUUCAAUUGGGAGACCUUAUAGUUCGGAAAGUGCUACUUGAUCCAGGGAGUAGCGCUGAUGUGCUAUUCUUUGCCACAUUUGAGAAAAUGAAACUGAGCACUAACAUUUUGCAGCCAUACUCAGGAGACUUGGUCGGAUUUUCAGGGGAACAAGUCCCCGUGUUGGGUUCUGUGUGGUUACAAACCACACUCGGUGAACAAGCAUUAUCUAAGACACAAGACAUUCAAUAUCUCGUAGUAGACUACUUUAGUCCUUAUAAUGUUAUAUUAGGAAGACCCUUUUUGAAUAGAUUUGCUGCAAUUGUUUCCACGUUUUACCUUUGUGUCAAGUUUUCUGUGCAGGACAACGUCAUCGCAACCAUUCACAGUGAUCUACACAAAGCUCGGCAUUGCUACAACACAAGCCUAAAGCCUAUCAAGAGGAGCAGCGAAGCACGUGUCAACUAA
Arachis stenosperma is the source of this 1221-nucleotide messenger RNA. RefSeq lists its product as uncharacterized. The record is from RefSeq and is a predicted model, not a curated record. The transcript has a single exon. Bases 1 to 1221 code for a protein of 406 amino acids. NCBI's taxonomy places the organism in Eukaryota, Viridiplantae, Streptophyta, Magnoliopsida, Fabales, Fabaceae.